Molecule: messenger RNA, 4872 nt
Organism: Pristis pectinata (smalltooth sawfish)
Lineage: Eukaryota; Metazoa; Chordata; Chondrichthyes; Rhinopristiformes; Pristidae
Gene: atp8a2
Product: ATPase phospholipid transporting 8A2
Exons: 39
Coding region: 37-3612 (1191 amino acids)
Biological process (GO): phospholipid translocation; neuron development
Cellular component (GO): plasma membrane
Molecular function (GO): magnesium ion binding; ATP binding; ATP hydrolysis activity
Source: RefSeq, a predicted model, not a curated record
AGGUGUUUGCAACAGACAAUAACGAGUUUUCCAGAAAUGGAGGAACUGUCAGAAGAUUAUGAAGAGGAGGAGAUUGAGUCAAAUGAUUGCAUAGAUAAAUGGAGAAGAUGUUGGAAGAAUUGUACUGAUCAUCUUGGCUGUUCAUCCUUGGGCUACGAGAAAGCUGAUGAUGAGAUGUCUGGCACUGCAACUACAGAGUCGGAUCAAGCAGCCAGAGUUAUUAACAUUAAUCUACCUCAGAUAACUAAAUUUUGUGACAAUCAUAUCAGCACUGCAAAAUACAGCUUGGUAACAUUCCUGCCUCGCUUCUUGUAUGAACAGAUCAGAAGAGCUGCAAAUGCUUUCUUUCUCUUUAUAGCAUUAUUACAACAAAUUCCAGAUGUGUCUCCCACAGGAAGGUAUACAACUCUGAUGCCACUUAUCUUCAUCCUCACAGUUGCUGCCAUCAAAGAAAUUAUUGAAGAUUAUAAAAGACAUAAAGCUGAUAAUAAUGUCAACAAGAAGAAAAUCAAAGUUUUAAAAGAUGGCAAGUGGGAGACCAUUAUUUGGCAAGAGGUUGCGGUGGGGGAUUUUGUGAUGGUCACAAAUGGGCAACGUCUUCCAGCUGACAUUAUCAUUGUCUCCACCAGUGAGCCACAGGCAAUGUGCUACAUUGAAACAUCAAAUUUGGAUGGGGAAACAAAUCUUAAAAUAAGACAGGGCUUGCCAUUGACUUCAAAUAUGCAAUCCACUGCAGAUUUAAUGAAGAUGACUGGGAAUUUGGAAUGUGAUGCACCCAAUCGACAUCUCUAUGACUUCACUGGCAAUCUCCGAAUUGGGGACCAUCGUCCUGCUCCUGUAGGCCCUGACCAGAUUCUGUUACGAGGUGCACAACUGAAGAACACGCAAUGGAUUUAUGGACUCGUAGUAUAUACUGGACACGACACUAAGCUGAUGCAGAAUUCAACUAAGGCACCAUUGAAGAGAUCCAACGUUGAAAGGGUUACAAACAUACAGAUUCUGAUUCUCUUCUGCAUUCUACUGGUUAUGUCCUUGGUGAGCGCCGUGGGCACUGAGAUUUGGAACAACCGUCACAAUACUUCUGACUGGUACCUGGCCAUGAACAGUAAUACCACACCUAAUUUUGGGUUCAACCUUCUCACCUUCAUCAUUCUCUACAACAACCUUAUUCCAAUCAGUUUGUUGGUAACCUUGGAAGUUGUUAAGUUUACACAGGCUCUUUUCAUUAAUUGGGAUAUGGAUAUGUAUCUUUCAAAAACAGACACGCCUGCAAUGGCCAGAACUUCUAAUCUGAAUGAGGAGCUUGGCCAGGUUAAAUACUUAUUUUCAGAUAAAACCGGCACAUUAACUUGCAACAUCAUGGCAUUUAAAAAAUGUUCCAUUGCUGGAAUUUCAUAUGGUCAUAUGACGGACUCUGAUGCUGAACGGUCUUCAGAUGAUUUUUGUAGACACGUGUUUACUUCCCAGAGAUCACCUGAAUUUGAUGAUCCAACAUUAAUAGAUAACAUCGUCAAUGGGCAUCCAACAGCCAAUGAAAUCCAGGAAUUUCUCAUUAUGAUGGCAAUUUGCCAUACAGUAGUUCCUGAAAAUGAUGGCAAUGAUAUUAAGUACCACGGUUCAUCUCCAGAUGAAAAUUCAUUGGUAAAAGCGGCAAAGAAGCUCGGAUUUGUUUUCACUGGAAGAACGCCGGAUUCUGUCAUUAUUGAUGCUAUGGGAAAAGAGCAGACAUAUGAGCUUUUGAAUGUUCUGGAAUUUUCCAGCAGCAGGAAGCGAAUGUCAAUCAUUGUUAGGAUACCAUCGGGAAAGAUUCGACUCUACUGCAAAGGAGCAGACAAUGUCAUUUUUGAAAGACUUUCUGAAUUGUCAAAUUACAGAGCUCAGACCUUGAAUCAUCUUGAUCAGUUUGCUGCAGAAGGUUUGAGGACAUUGUGUUUUGCAUAUACUGACCUGGAAUUUCAUGACUAUAAGCAGUGGGCACAAAUUUAUCAUGAAGCCAGCACAUCUCUUCAGAACAGAGCCACCAAGCUUGAGCAAUGCUAUGAGCUCGUUGAAAAGAACUUGUUGCUACUUGGAGCAACCGCCAUUGAAGAUCGUCUUCAGAAUGGAGUACCCGAAACCAUCUCAACACUAAUGAAAGCUGGAAUCAAAAUAUGGGUCCUUACCGGCGAUAAACAAGAGACUGCAAUUAAUAUAGGUUAUUCAUGCAAGCUUUUAUACCAAAAUAUGACACUGCUAAUAGUGAAUGAAGAUUCUUUGGAUGCAACCAGGGACACUAUUAAUCGUCACUGUGAAGACCUGGGUGAAUCGUUGAAGCAAGAGAAUGAACUUGCCCUUGUCUUGGAUGGAAACACAUUGAACUAUGCUCUUUCUUAUGAAGUCCAAAAUUCGUUUUUAGAUCUGGCUUUAUCUUGUAAAGCUGUCAUCUGCUGCAGAGUCUCACCUCUCCAGAAAUCAGAAAUUGUACAAAUGGUUAAAAAGAAUGUUAAUGCCAUCACUCUAGCAGUUGGAGAUGGAGCCAAUGAUGUGGGGAUGAUUCAAACUGCGCAUGUUGGAGUAGGAAUUAAUGGCAAUGAAGGCCUGCAAGCCACCAACUCCUCUGAUUACUCCAUAGCACAGUUUUCAUAUUUAGAAAAGCUUUUACUAGUCCAUGGAGCCUGGAGUUAUAUCCGAGUGACAAAGUGCAUCCUUUACUGCUUUUACAAAAAUGUGGUGCUGUAUAUAAUCGAGCUUUGGUUUGCAUUUGUCAAUGGAUUUUCAGGACAGAUUCUCUUUGAGCGGUGGUGUAUCAGCCUCUAUAAUGUGAUUUUCACUGCCUUACCUCCCUUCACAAUGGGCAUUUUUGAAAGGACUUGUAGUCAAGAGAACAUGCUGCGAUUCCCACAACUUUAUAAGAUUACCCAGAACGCAGAUUGCUUCAACACAAAGGUUUUCUGGGGUCACUGCAUAAAUGCUUUGAUCCAUUCCGUCAUUCUCUUCUGGAUUCCCCUAAAGGCACUUGAACAAGAUUCAAUUUUUAUGAGUGGGUAUGCUAUGGACUAUUUAGUUCUUGGCAACAUUGUUUAUACAUAUGUUGUCGUAACUGUAUGUUUGAAAGCUGGCUUUGAGACAACUGCAUGGACAACGUUCAGUCACUUGGCAGUGUGGGGCAGCAUAUUGUUAUGGUUGAUCUUUUUGGCUAUCUACUCUGUCCUCUGGCCCACCAUACCUCUAGCACCAGACAUGCUUGGACAGGCUGAGAUGAUCAUGAAAUGUGCAUCAUUCUGGUUUGGACUGAUUCUGGUGCCCAUUGCAUGUUUGAUAAAAGACAUAUUUUGGAGAGCAGGCUGGCAUACUUACCGUAAAACUUUGUUGGAGGAGGUUCAGGAGCUAGAAGCCCGAUCCCAAGAUCCUUCAAAGGCUGUAUUGCGUGAUUUCAGUGCAAAGAGUCUGAAUGAACGUGCUUAUUUGCUGAAGAGAGUGUUUAAGAAAAGUUCUUCAAGCCUUGCUCGGGCCCAUCCUGGUCAUCGUGUGUCACAUGGCUAUGCUUUUUCUCAAGAGGAAAAUGGUGUGGUUUCACAAAGGGACUUAAUCCGUUCAUAUGAGACCAGCAAAGUGAAGUUACCUACAGACUGACCAGCAUUACCUUCCUGAAGUAUUGGACUGAUUAGUGAUUUUUUUUUGUAAGACAUUUGAGCAUGCUGACCAUCAGUACUGAUCAUAAUCAGUGACAGUUAAGAGAAAAGAUUCCUCAUAUUUGUGGCCUUAGCCAAAAAGCUUGAUUUACAUUUAUUCUCUUCUGAGGUCUAAUGCUGUAGAGUAUUUUGUGUUGCUGUUUUGGUCAGACUGAAAUAAUGUAAUAUUGUAGCUGCUUAUAUAAAAAAAAUUGUUCAAAAGAGUACAGUACCUUUUUAGGUGGAGCGGAAUGGAACUGCCACUCCAUACCCCACUAUCUCCCUCCCCACCCCUUUCCAUACUCGGGUUCAAAAUAUCUUCAGCAGGUUGACUAUCUGUACUGGAGGUGAAGGACAGAGUGGGUGAGGAAUAUGUACACUUAGUUCACUUGGCCCACAAGAUCUGAAAUUUUACUGCAAUUCCUUGGUAGUGGGAGGAUGGGAACACAUGGGCUCUGCCAGUGGCAGUCAGUAAAUGCCUUUGAGAUCUUGUAUUUGUUAUAAAAAGAAAGUACAUACACAGCUGUUCAACUUGUCAUACAAUAAUGACAUCAGAGCAACCUAGCUGUAUCUCAAAAAAAACUGUAGAGAAUCAGAAUGAACUAAUAUCCCAGACUCGCUGUUUAAUCCAUUGGGACUUAGAUAGUCUGUUUAAUGCUUUUGUGAUAUUCUCAUGUAUUAUAAUAUUCCCAAACAAUAUUUCAUGCAGCAAUCUGAUUACCAAAUGCAGGAAAGUCCUACAUGAUAUAUUAGCCUUUUUGUGAAAAUAUCAUCUGAUGGUUCGGCACACAUAUGUGACUUAAUCUGUGUGUGCUGGGUUGUUGAGAUGGAGUGGUGUAAUGCAAAUCACUACCCACUGCCUCUAACACAGUGAACAACUGACCUUGGUCUCCCCUUCUAGGGAGAAACUAAGCUGAAGCUGAGUGCUUCCCCAUAUGACAUGAACACCAAUCCAAACUGUUGUUCCCACCUUUUAACUGGCCUUGAUCCCCUUGCCAGAGAUUUUGCAAUAGAUUGCAGUGGGUGCCAUUUCAACAUAGCUGAGUCUAUAGUUCAUAAAGACCUGGAGAAAAUGAAUAUCCUUUUAUUCUAUCCCCCCCAAUAUGUAUUUAAAAACUAACUCCUUUCAUAGUUUAGAAGUCAACUGAAGUCCAAUGAUAAAAUCCUGUCUGAGCCACAGCUGAUGUUUAGAAUUACUUUGUUUUUAAUUAAUUCUAGGAAC